Molecule: messenger RNA, 1014 nt
Organism: Photinus pyralis (common eastern firefly)
Lineage: Eukaryota; Metazoa; Arthropoda; Insecta; Coleoptera; Lampyridae
Product: putative ankyrin repeat protein RF_0381
Exons: 2
Coding region: 45-860 (271 amino acids)
Cellular component (GO): nucleus; cytoplasm
Molecular function (GO): protein binding
Source: RefSeq, a predicted model, not a curated record
CGUACUUAUCAUUUUUGUUUUUCUAUCGAUGUGAGAUUUGUAAGAUGUCGCGAUUGUUACUUGUUGCUAGUUACGUUGUAUGUAUUUUUAAUGGAGUGAAUGUUUUUGUCGAUGCCGAAAGAGCCAGUCGUGGACGUUGUAAAGCCACUGUGGAAAUGGUCAGGUCGGAAAACGAACAUGGAGACACGUCACUUCAUUCUUCCUCGCGCCAUGGUUUCGUCAACUUGACUUACCGUCUGAUUGAAAUAGGAGCGGAAAUAGACGCACAAAAUUUGGAGGGCAACACACCCAUCCAUCUCGCAGUAUGGCACAACAACAGUAAUACAGUAGACGUGCUUAUUGGCGCAGGAGCAUCCGUGAACAUGUUCAAUAACGAAGAGAACUCGCCACUUAUUUUGUCUGUAACGAAUGGCAACCCCCAUAUUGUCGCAAUGUUGAUCGAGAAUGGAGCACUCAUUAACCGCGCGAGGAAAGACGGUACAACUGCGCUCCAUAUUGCCUCCACCAACAGAAAUGCGAAAAUGGUCGAAUUUCUUCUUCUACAAGGCGCGAACGUCAACUCUAUGACUACGAAAAGAGACACGCCACUUCAUGCCGCUGUGGCCGUUCAUGGGAAUGAAGUAGCAAAGUUGCUGCUGAGAUACGGCGCCGAUAUCAAAAAGGUCAAUAUAAUGGGACACACUCCUCUUCAUACGGCUGUUAUAUACCGGAACAUUGAUGCGAUUGAUUUAUUGAUCGCAAGGGGCGUCGACGUAUUCGCCGAAGAUAAAAACGGACAGCGUGCACUGCAAUUGUCAGUACACUUCGAUUAUCCAGAGAUAACUCAUUUGUUGAGGGAAAUUGAAGACGACUCGUGUUAGUAAACAAUAACUCGUUUUGUGGUAGAUGUUUAAAGUUUAUCCUUGGCAGCUAAACUAAGAGUUCUUAAUAAUUAAAUCUUAAGCAAUCCAAAAACAACAACGAAUUGUAUAUUUCUAAAUAAAGGUCAGGUCUGGCGAGAAAAUAUUGAGUCAA